UCUUUACACAGAGUGAGAGGCUCUAAGCAGAUGAACACAGUCCAGUGUGCUCGCUAUGUUUACCAGACAGAAGGCAUCCGUGGCUUCUACAGGGGAUUAACGGCCUCGUAUGCUGGAAUUUCAGAAACUAUCAUCUGUUUUGCUAUUUAUGAAAGUUUGAAGAAGUAUCUGAAAGAAGCUCCAUUAGCCUCUUCUACAAACGGGACUGAGAAGAGUUCCCCGAGUUUUUUUGGACUUAUGGCAGCUGCUGCGAUUUCUAAGGGGUGUGCUUCCUGCAUCGCUUAUCCGCACGAAGUCAUAAGGACACGGCUCCGGGAGGAAGGCACCAAGUACAAGUCUUUUGUCCAGACCGCUCGGCUGGUCUUCCGGGAAGAAGGUUACCUUGCCUUCUAUAGAGGACUGUUUGCCCAGCUCAUCCGGCAGAUACCAAAUACUGCCAUUGUGUUGUCUACCUAUGAGUUAAUUGUGUACCUGUUAGAAGACCGUACCCAGUAAUGGGCCAGAAAAUUGUGCCCUAGAAGAAUAAAAUUGAAAAACUCUAGAGAAAAUUUUUUUUCCAUUGAUGUUUAGAAUGUUUGAGACUGAAACAGGAAAGGCCAUAAAAUAUGUGGCCUGUAUCACCCGUUGGACAUUUCCUUUUGGAUUCAUGUUUUCUGGAAGGUUUAAAUUCAUUAACGUUAAUAGUUAAUUAUAACUUUUGUUUUUUUAACUUAAGAGGAUUCAGGAUUAAGCAGCAGCUAAAUUAAAUCAUGCUACUUAAUUUAAGUAUAAA
Molecule: messenger RNA, 772 nt
Organism: Leptonychotes weddellii (Weddell seal)
Lineage: Eukaryota; Metazoa; Chordata; Mammalia; Carnivora; Phocidae
Source: RefSeq, a predicted model, not a curated record